Molecule: messenger RNA, 1945 nt
Organism: Ailuropoda melanoleuca (giant panda)
Lineage: Eukaryota; Metazoa; Chordata; Mammalia; Carnivora; Ursidae
Gene: GFI1B
Product: growth factor independent 1B transcriptional repressor
Exons: 7
Coding region: 183-1301 (372 amino acids)
Biological process (GO): regulation of transcription by RNA polymerase II
Cellular component (GO): nucleus
Molecular function (GO): DNA-binding transcription factor activity, RNA polymerase II-specific; RNA polymerase II cis-regulatory region sequence-specific DNA binding
Source: RefSeq, a predicted model, not a curated record
AAAAACCAGAGAGAGUGAGAGAGAGAGAGAAAAAAAAAAAAGGAGAAGUAUCUGUUUGAGCAGAGAGUCCGAGGUUGACAGAGUGGAGCUGAUCCCCAGAGGCUGGGAGGUUCCCACCAAGACCAAGACGGCAUCCAGGACCAGACGGCAGAGCUGGGGACAGUGUGGGGCACACGCUUACCAUGCCGCGCUCCUUCCUGGUGAAGAGCAAGAAGGCUCACACCUACCACCAGCCCCGCAUCCAGGAAGAUGACCCGGUCUGGCCUCCUGCCCUUAGCCCCGGGGCCAGGGACCAGGUCCUGAGCAAUGAUCCUGUCCUCAGCACCCUGUUCCCAAACCAGUGCCUGACCUGGACUGACCUCAAACGGGAGCCAGAGCUGGAGUUGGACCAGAGCCUGAGCAGGACGGCCCUGGUGCCAGAGGGCCCUGCUGUCACGCCCCGAUCCCAGGACCGGGACUCCAGCUCACCCCCGUUCUACAAGCCCAGCUUCUCCUGGGAUGCCCUGGCCUCGUCCUAUGGCCACAGCUACCGGCAGACCCCCUCCACCAUGCAGUCUGCCUUCCUCGAGCGCUCCGUCAGCCUCUACGGCAGCCCUCUGGUGCCCAGCACUGAGCCGCCCCUGGACUUCAGCCUCCGCUGCUCCCCGGGCAUGGACGCAUAUCGCUGCAUCAGGUGCAACAAGCUCCUGGUGGCCUCACGCUCUGCACCCUGCCCGCAGGUGUUCUCCACCCCACACGGGCUCGAAGUGCAUGUUCGCCGCUCCCACAGCGGGACCCGGCCCUUCGCCUGUGACGUCUGUGGCAAAACCUUUGGCCACGCCGUGAGCCUGGAACAGCACACACACGUCCACUCCCAGGGGAUCCCGGCAGGGCCCGGUCCUGCGCCCAGCGUGGCAGUCCCGGGUCUCGAGGCCCCGCCCGCGCCUGACCCCCCGGGGCCUCGUUUCCUCCGGCAGGAGCGCAGCUUCGAGUGCCGGAUGUGCGGCAAAGCCUUCAAGCGCUCGUCCACCCUGUCCACGCAUCUGCUCAUCCACUCGGACACGAGGCCCUACCCCUGCCAGUUCUGCGGCAAGCGCUUCCACCAGAAGUCGGACAUGAAGAAGCACACCUACAUCCACACGGGUGAGAAGCCACACAAGUGCCAGGUGUGCGGGAAGGCCUUCAGCCAGAGCUCCAACCUCAUCACCCACAGCCGGAAGCACACUGGCUUCAAGCCCUUCAGCUGUGAGCUGUGCACCAAGGGGUUCCAGCGCAAGGUGGACCUACGGAGGCACCGCGAGAGCCAACACAAUCUCAAGUGAGGCUGCCCCUGCCCCGGGCUCCCAACCAGCCUGCCCUGAGGUCCCGUGACCCAGAGCGAGGCCAGCCUCCUGCAUCCAGAUGCCCUGUUUCCCAGAGUCAGUGCUGGUCAGGAAUCUUUCAGCUUGUUUGGAGACUCACGAAAUUGCUGUGUGACUUCGAGCAAGUUGCUUUCCCUCUCUGGACCAAUAUUUUCCUGCUGUAAAAUAUAGGACCUGGGCUGGGUCUUUUUGAGCUGAACUUGUUUAGAGGUCUAAGAGCUUGGGCGCCUUCCCUAGGGCAGAGCCCAGAAAGCCAGCAUAGCCCCCUGUGCACAGGGAUGCCAAGAAUAGUCCAGAACUGGAAUCCACAGAGAAGUCCUCCCCCUCUGCCUGCUGCCCACUGUGCUAGGAUCCGGUUUUUAGUGGGUCUCCUUCCGGCUGCCACGGAUGGCCAGAGCUGCCUCCUGCCCCCGUGGGAGGCCUAAGACCCCCCUGCUUCAGCUAGAUGUGCUGGCCGGCCCCCACUUCUGACUGGCGCGCAGCUGGCCGCGGAGGUUCCAGCUCUGCUUUCGGGCCAUGGGGCUGGAGAAACAAGCAGUCACUGCUGUCAAGAGCCUGUUCCUCUCAACUGCCGUAAAUAAAAACAAAACACAGGUUUAUUUACA